AUGACCGCGCAACUCCCGCCAAAUCUCCUUGCGCUCUUCCAGCCACGACCACCGCUCCGAUACCUGCCUCACCACGACUUCGCUCCAGAAGAGCGCCGCACCUACGCCGUCGAUGGCAUCGCUUCCUUUUUGCCAGCGCUCAAGGAGAAGGUCGAGGCUGAGAAGGAUGAUGUGGUGACGGACUCGGCCAUGCAGGCAAAGGAGAACGCCAAGCUGGAGAAACAACAGAAGCAGAAGAGACUGAUGGAGCACGACCACAAAGAUCUUUACAAGCCGGCCGAGGACCCCAAUAUUCGUGGUGAUGCUUUCAAGACGCUUUUCGUGGGUAGGCUACCGUAUGAUGCUGGCACCAAGGAUCUGGAAAGGGAACUCGGUCGCUUUGGUCCCAUCGAGCGAGUCCGCAUCGUGCAGGACAACGGUGAGAACUCAUCUAAGAAGGGAAAAUCCAAGGGUUAUGCAUUUGUUCUGUUCGAGAAAGAGAAGGACAUGAAGACUGCCUACAAAGACUGCGAGCAUCUCACGAUCAGAGGUCGCCGAGUGUUGGUCGAUGUCGAACGAGGCCGUACCGUGUCUGGCUGGCGCCCACGACGGUUCGGCGGAGGUCUAGGUGGCAGACACUACACCAAGAGCUCGAUGCCCAAGCCCUCUGGCUACGGUCCUCCUCCUGGUCCUGGCGGAUUCAGUCGCGGCGGAGGCUUUAGGGGAGGCUUCGAUCGCGGCGGUUUCCGUGGGGGCAGGGGAGGUGGUGGAUUCCGAGGAGAUCGCGGGUUUGGCGGACGCGGUGGCCUUGGCUAUCAAAACGGCGCACCGCCCGACGGCGCCCCAGCAGGUCCUCGCGGGCCGGGCGGUGGUAGGGGCGGUGGUAGGGGAGGUUACGGCGGAGGAGGAUACGAUGAUCGUGGUGGCUCUCGAAACGCCAAUCUCGAACCAUUGCCUCCACGGGGAGGUGGACGAUACAACGACCGAGACCGAGACCGUGAUCGCGACUACAACAGCGGCCAGAAGCGACCAUACGAAGGAGGCGGCUACGACGACUCGCGACAAAGACGGCGAUACUAG
Molecule: messenger RNA, 1059 nt
Organism: Fulvia fulva
Lineage: Eukaryota; Fungi; Ascomycota; Dothideomycetes; Mycosphaerellales; Mycosphaerellaceae
Product: U1 small nuclear ribonucleoprotein
Exons: 2
Coding region: 1-1059 (352 amino acids)
Biological process (GO): mRNA splicing, via spliceosome
Cellular component (GO): U2-type prespliceosome; precatalytic spliceosome; U1 snRNP
Molecular function (GO): U1 snRNA binding; mRNA binding
Source: RefSeq, a predicted model, not a curated record